AUGAGCUCGAUCGAGCUGAGUUGGACCAAGGCUGGGGGUAACCUGUGGAACAUCAAGGAAGAAGAACUCCAAAGAGUAUGGGCUACAAUAGCUGAAGAGGGGUACUCUUCCUCAAGGUCCAAGGCUGCCAGAUCAGGAGUCCUGUGCUUAGAUAUGUCCACAAGGCUCUUGCAACACCUUCUUUGCAAGGAAAGCCACUGGACAAUCAAUGAGGGAGAGUGA
This is a messenger RNA of Microthlaspi erraticum, 222 nucleotides long. The record is from the annotation of a GenBank genome assembly. Lineage: Eukaryota; Viridiplantae; Streptophyta; Magnoliopsida; Brassicales; Brassicaceae.